AUGCUUUGCCAUAUGAACCAAUGUAUUUUGCAUCAUCCCUAUCUCUUUCGCAAGCGGCUGCAGUCAUUUGAAGCUGCAGUACCACUGAGUUUCAUAACUGAAAUCCUCCGACGGUCGUUUGGGUAUGCAGAACAAUUGAUCUCUACCGUGAGAGCGAUACAGGAGCUUGGGAUGGCCAUCAGCUCAUUUUAUGGCUAUCCAAUGGUUGUCGGGGGAGUGAUUUGCAAGCUCUUCUCCUACCAUAACGACAUUGCGACUCGUAACACCGCCAAACGACUAUACCGCCAUACCUUGGAGUUUCUCGACCAGGGGCGCAGUCUUUGGGGACAUUAUCCCAAGAUGGCCAUUGCGUUAGAGCAAUUCAAACCAGAUCCUCUGGCUGCUAGAGAGCUUGUCACUGCUUCUCGAUCCACAGAGCUCAGUGACGACCCCAGUUUUCAUUCCAUCGAACACCUCCUUGAUUAUGGCUGGCUCUCCGAUCCCGCCCGAUCCAUCUCUUUGGCCACGAAUGUUGCAGAUCCAUUGCAUCACAUUUGGUUCGAGUCUUCUGCGUCCAGUGAUGACAGCUCAGUGUCCAAUGGAAAGGAUUGUGAAGUAUCGGGUAUUUCAGAAGUGCAACAAGUACGACCCCUUGAUCAAAAUCGCUUUGACGACGGCGGCGAUGUCGUACUCAAAGACAUCAAUUUUGGUGGCGAGAUACACCAACACGAAGGGUUCGACAUGGACUUGAUAAAUCACCUUGAACUACCAAUGCAAGAUUUCUGGGAUAACAGCCUCGGGGAAAAUCACCAUUCAUUCCCUUUGUUGGUACACCGACUAGGGUGUGAUAAUAGUAGACUGGAGAUCAGCUGUGAGGAGUCCGGCUAA
Messenger RNA from Exophiala spinifera, 867 nucleotides. RefSeq lists its product as uncharacterized. NCBI's taxonomy places the organism in Eukaryota, Fungi, Ascomycota, Eurotiomycetes, Chaetothyriales, Herpotrichiellaceae. Bases 1 to 867 code for a protein of 288 amino acids. The record is from RefSeq and is a predicted model, not a curated record. The transcript is spliced from 2 exons.